Messenger RNA from Haplochromis burtoni (Burton's mouthbrooder), 3407 nucleotides. It is a transcript of the gene trabd2b, whose product is annotated as TraB domain containing 2B. The record is from RefSeq and is a predicted model, not a curated record. Gene Ontology annotation, cellular component: organelle membrane. Gene Ontology annotation, molecular function: metalloendopeptidase activity; Wnt-protein binding. Lineage: Eukaryota; Metazoa; Chordata; Actinopteri; Cichliformes; Cichlidae. Gene Ontology annotation, biological process: negative regulation of Wnt signaling pathway. The coding region runs from base 582 to 2048 and encodes 488 amino acids. The transcript has 6 exons.
UUCCUGAGUUCGGGUUAUUAAAAAAAUAUCAGGAACAUCGAAAUGGAAACUAAAUUAACUUAAUAAGCAGCUAAUGAGAAGAUUAAUUCCAAUCUGCACUGUUUUGGGGGUCUGCGUGGCUAGAGCUGCUUCACUCGCGGAAACCUGUCAUUUCUCUAUGAACCUGUGCUCCCUCCUCUUAAAAGAACCUGGGCUGUGUGUAUUUUGGGUGGGGUGGGGUACUCACUCAGACCGUCCCACCUCCCUCUUUCCCAGUCAAGACGCUCCAAGUUCGUGGAGCGCAAACUCUCCAAAGAGUUUAUAGCUCCUGCUUCAGAACUGCACCGGGUUGGAAGGAGCCAAGAAACGUUUAGAGCAGAAACAGAUACUUUCACAAGUGGAGUGCGUCGGGAAUGGCGAAGAGGCGGAAUGGUCCUCUCGCCGACCUGCACAUGUGAGCCCAGAGGCCACCGGUAACUUUUUUUUUUUGUACUUCAAAGGAGACGGGAAACCGGGCAAUAACAGAGAAGACAGAGUGGGGAGAAAAGAGAGAAAAGUCCGCUUUGAGCUGACUCCUACAAGUGUCCAAUAACAUCGACGGGAUGGUCGUUCUGCCUGGAAUCAGCUGGGUCUUCCUGAGCGCGCUGCUGCACGCUGUGGCACCCUGGGGCGCAGACCGACCGGGCAGACCGAGACAGUGCGACGCUCCAAAGUCGCAAAGUGACAUGAACUCUUUCCUUUGGAGAGUAAAGCGGGCACAUCCUCACCCACCUUCUUACUUAUUUGGUACCAUCCACGUGCCCUACACCCGAGUCUGGGACUUCAUUCCCAACAGCUCCAAGCAGGCUUUCCAUGACAGCAAUAAUGUUUACUUUGAGCUGGACCUGACUGAUCCCCUGACCAUCUCCAAACUGACCAGCUGCCAGUUACUGCCCCACGGAGAAAACCUGCAGACCCUGCUACCUCGAGAUCUGUACCGCCGACUCAAACGCCAUCUUGAUUACGUCAAACACAUGAUGCCUUAUUGGAUGACAGCUGACCAGCGAGGCCGAGGCCUGUAUGCUGACUACCUGUUCAAUGCUAUUGCAGGGAACUGGGAGAGGAAGAGGCCUGUGUGGGUAAUGCUGAUGGUAAACUCACUCACAGAAUGGGACGUCCGGUCCAGGGGGACACCAGUGCUCGACCUGUUUCUAGCUCAAGAGGCAGAGCGAAUGGGAAAGACUACAGGGGCAGUUGAGCAAGUGGAGGAGCAGUGUCAUCCCCUCAAUGGACUCAACUUCUCUCAGCUGCCUCACUUCAUCAACAGCUCUUUGCCAGCUCAUGACCGCAUGACGGCUCAGCAGAUUGACAGCUACUUCCGCCAGGAGCUGAUCUACAAACGCAACGAGCGAAUGGCACGACGAGUUUCUGCCCUGCUGCAGAGAAAUCCCAACCAGACUUACUUUUUUGCUUUCGGUGCAGGCCACUUUCUGGGGAACCACAGCGUGCUGGACAUCCUGAGGCAGGAGGGCUAUGAGAUUGUCCACAUGCCCUCUGAUCAUCAAGAGCCAGCCACAGAGGCAGCAGGUCCAGACCUCCUUGCAGCACCAGAGUUCAGCAAGGAGAAUACAGACACUAGCACAGGAUCUCCCAUUAGCUGGCCAACCAGUCCAGAGAUGGAGCUGGAGCUCGAGGAUCCAGAACCUAUGCCUGGCCUUGGAGGGGAGGAGCUGCCUCACAUGCUGCUCCCUGACAGCUUGAGCCAGCUAGAGGAGUUUGGACGCCAUAAACGGCCACGCAAAGCUCACCGUGGCCACGGGAAACCCCGUCUCUUCAGUGACCUGUGGGUUCGCAUUGGGGAUGGCACCACCCCACCACCAAACGUGAGGAUAAUCAAUGGCUAUGUGACAGUGGAGCCUCCGCUGACCUACCAAAAGCAUCGCAGGCGGAUGGAGAUCUACGAGAUAGAUCGAGAUAGUUCGCCUUCCUCCACUUCACCAAGUCCCAGCUCAGCCCAGCUAGCUCACAGCAAAGUCACGCUGUCUUGUGCUUUAGCGUGGCUUUUAUCACACAUAUUGUUCACCUCCUGACCAAAAGAAAGUGUUACCUCAUGAGAAACAUUGGACAAUACUUCAUCCACACCAGAGCAGUGGAGCGUACCUGAUAAAGCCAAACAAGGAGUGAUUGUCAGGGAGAAACAUCUCAGUCAGGAUAAGACGUCUUAACGUGGGACGAUCCGUUCUCCACCAUAGAGCGAGAUCGGCUUCAGGCUGCUGAAAUGCCAAUGUCUUUAAAAACUUGCCAAGUCUCAUAAUGUGUGGAAUAAGCUCUGUGCUGCGUAAGAAGCAAAACGUGGACUAUGUUGAACUGCAGUGGGGUCAAGUCCAAACCUCCUGAAAGUAUUGAGAUAGAAUAACAAACACACAGCACAAUGAAGAAUUGUAAAUUUAAAGAGCUGGAGUCUUUUACCUAUAAAAACUGUAAUAUUAUGUAGAAAAAUAAGACUGACUUUAAUAAUGAGAAUAGGUCAUACUAACAGUUAUAACUCUGUGAAAAGAAAUGAGUUGAAUAAACAAGGUACUGUGUGAGGCAUUUACCUUCACACAGAGAAGCACUCAGAUGCCACUUUGUAAAUUGUGCAUUUUGUUCAUAAAGAAAUAUUGUAUAUUUAUUAUUUCUGGAAGAAAGAGUAUAUUUUCUUGCUUUUUGAAAUAAAACGUAAAUAAAUACAGUCUGUAAACUAAUCGAGUGCAUCAAGCGGUCUUUCUUUCAGCAGACAUAAACUGUGUGUUUAAGAAUACGUUUAUAACACCACCAUCUGUUCUUUAUUUAAAGUGUGAAAUUAUGGAUAUUUUUUGUCAUAAUCUAAUGAAGCAUAUACUUCGGAAUUGUCAAAAACAUUCAAAUAUGACUAUUAUCUGGAAAAAUGAAUAGAAACUAUAGUGUAACUACACGUUUUUAACUAGGGAAACAAGCAACAUGUGAGUUGAGUCUGCCACCUGCUGGCUAAUACAAGGAAAACAUGGGGAAAGCAAACCUCAUAAUGAGUCAUCUGUCAGUUGUGUCUCCAUUAUAAAGCUCACAAACAGGACUGUGCAACUGUGAAAUGCAACUUUGAGAAAUGUGAAAAGUAUAUAUUACCACACAGCAACGGACAAAACAAAAAUAAGGAUAUUAGCCAUUAAUCAAAGGUCAUACUACAUUUAAACAUUUUAACAAAAGGAGGAAUACGGAGGCCGUUGAGCUCUGAGUGUUAACAAUUAACCACAAAUAUCGAACUCCAUCACUUCCCUUUUUGAAGCUGCUUGAAUGAUGAAGCUUCACUUUAAAUAUUUUAAGAUUGGAUGCUUCCUCUAAGCUCCAUAAAACAUAAGAAUCCUUUCAGUCGUCACAUACUGCGAUUAACUAGGUUACAACUUCUCUUAAGGGAAUCGUUGGCAACAGACAAA